AUUCUUACUGAAUUAAAUGUUGCUACUGAUUGUAUAAUGCCUUUUUCAGGACAUCGUACUCUUAAUGGUGUAAUGUCUUACCAAACUUUUACGCCACAAGUAAUGCAUAAUACGGUGUCUUUAAUUAUUCCAGAUCACAAUUUUUCUGAAUUCAACAAUAAUGAUAAGAAAGAAGAUCACAAUAAAGAAUAUUCUGGUAAUCAGAAAGAAAACCACAAUAAAAAUUAUAGUAAUAAGGAAGAAAUUCACAAUGAUGACAAUAAAAAUGAGAAUGCAAAUAAAAAAA
Racocetra persica is the source of this 286-nucleotide messenger RNA. NCBI's taxonomy places the organism in Eukaryota, Fungi, Glomeromycota, Glomeromycetes, Diversisporales, Gigasporaceae. The record is from the annotation of a GenBank genome assembly.